Molecule: messenger RNA, 3021 nt
Organism: Exophiala dermatitidis NIH/UT8656
Lineage: Eukaryota; Fungi; Ascomycota; Eurotiomycetes; Chaetothyriales; Herpotrichiellaceae
Exons: 4
Coding region: 1-3021 (1006 amino acids)
Biological process (GO): post-transcriptional regulation of gene expression
Cellular component (GO): cytoplasm
Molecular function (GO): mRNA binding
Source: RefSeq, a predicted model, not a curated record
AUGGCUUACUCGAAUACCCUCAGUGGCCGCCUGGAAGAGCUACGCUUCCCCAGCUUGAGGUCCCCGGACAUAGAAGGACCGCUGAGUCCAAACGGGUCCUCAAUAAGAGAGCAAAAACCCUUUUUCUCGAACAUACAUACCUCGUCCGGUGAUGCGCGUGCGAGCCUCCAGCGUCGCUUUACGACCGAUUCGAGUAAGAUGCCUGUGGGGCGGCCAUAUGGACAACAAUAUGCUGCUAUAACCCCGAACGUGGCGAAGAACAAGCAGAUCUACGAAGACAUCCAAAGUGCGAAACGCAAGGCUGAGGAGCAAUUGCGUCUUCUCGAGUUGCAAGAACGAACCCUACAGAUGGGGGCAAGUUCUCAAGACCUCGAGCGUAUUUCGACCCGCCUGAAUCGAAUCAGCUUGAAUGGGCCGGUCAGCGAACCCACGACUCCUCCUGAAUAUGCCGAUAGUGGACUCAGUAAUCGGUUUUCCCGCUCCAGUCGUCUGUCCAUGAACAGCAUCAUGUCACCGCCCGGUCUAAGCAAACGCUUUUCCCAGUCCAGUUCUCAGAUCACCUCUCCACCUGCCAACCGUCUUUCCGGAAACGGACUCUACAGUCAGUCCGAGAAGCCUUCGGCCAAGUCAGUCCCAGGCUCUCGUCGUGGAUCUGACGAGGACGAGUACUAUCCGGAGGAUAUGCCUCCCACACGGGGUGCUGCAUCUUUCAAUCGCUUUUCUAUGCCAGUCAAUAGUUCUCGUCAUCCUCAACGUCUCAGUGUAAGCGGAGCAACCUCAGGUAAUGCAUUUGGCCUAGCAAACACCACCAGCUUCCUCUUUGAUGAAGACGAGGACAAACACUUGUCUCUCAACGCUAUCGACUUGAAGUCUCCAGUUGCCAAGGCAUUUGCGCAACUCGAGGGUGACGAUACCUUUCCUACUCUGACGAGUGACGGCCUCAAGCUUUCUGCCAACUCGGCUGCCCUGGACCUCGCCAAUUCAAAGACUCCAGACGUGGACUGGACUCUCGGAUCGCGCUACAAGCCAGCUCACCAGAGCAUGCCACACACCGAUUCGUCUAUGUACCGACCUGUUCUGAGCAACCUCAGUGUCAACAGUCCAGCAGCCGAUCGCCCUGCUGAUCUGUCUCGUCGCAAGUCGCAGCGUCAUUCUAUGGGAGUCACUUUCGAGGAGAACGCGCCUUUGCCAUCGUCUCUUCCUGUCUCUCGCCCAGCGUCCCUGCAAACCUCGUACUCGACUAACGACGUUCCCACUGUCAGAAAGUCACUCAAUCUGGAGUCGGCUGCGACACCAUCCAAAAUGCAAACUGAUCAACAAUUUCAUAACCACAACGUCAGUCUCGGCCGUGUCCCUGCCGGCGCAAUGAACAACCGUCAAAGCCGCGAGCUGACCAACGGAUCUGCCAAGAUCGACGACAAGUCUAACAUGUCUAACAUGUCUGCUGCCACUCUCCCGGGUCUGCAUGCCAGCGUUGCACCCUUCAACACAGCUGUCGUCACAACCGAGUCCAACAUGACCGGUCCUUCCGGCCCAACUGCCAACUACCCACCACCCCAGCAGUACCAAUACAACAUGCAGACCUUCAAUGUCAGCCAGAUGAACCCACAGCCGGGUAUGGGCAACGCGACUCCAGGCUAUGGCCAGGGAGCAGUGAUCCUGGGAAUUGGCAACGGUAUCACUGCCCCAGGUACACGUGCACCGAUCGGCGGUCGUCGCAACCAUGGCGACGAAGCUCGCUUCGCCAAUAUGCCACUUGAGAAUUAUCGCGGCUCGUUGUAUGAGCUUUGCAAGGAUCAGCACGGCUGUCGCUACCUUCAGCGCAAGCUCGAGGACGGCAACGAGGAACACAUUCAAGCGAUCUUUGCCGAGACAUGCCCCCACAUCAUUGAGCUGAUGACCGACCCCUUCGGCAACUAUCUCUGCCAGAAGCUCUUCGAAUUCUGCACCGAAGAACAGCGCACUGCACUCAUCAACACUGCAGCUCCGGCGUUGACCACCAUUGCCUUGAAUCAACAUGGUACCCGUGCUCUGCAGAAGAUGAUCGAAUUUGUUCGUACCGAGGAACAAGUUGAGACCAUCAUUCGCGCCUUGUCUGAUCGUGUCGUCGAUCUCGUUCAAGAUCUCAACGGCAACCACGUUGUCCAGAAGUGUCUUACCCGCCUUGGUGCUGAGCGCUCGCAGUUCAUCUAUGACGCAGUUGGCAAGUACUGUGUGGUGGUCGGUACCCAUCGCCAUGGCUGUUGUGUUCUUCAACGCUGCAUCGACCAUGCUCAGGGAUUCCAGCGUGCUCAGCUCAUUGCGAGAAUCACUCACUGUGCCUUUGACUUGGUUCAGGACCCAUUUGGUAAUUACGUCGUUCAGUACAUUCUCGAUCUGGACGAAAUCUCCUUCACCAAACCACUGUGCGAGAGUUUCCUGGGUAGGAUUCCGCAGUUGUCGAAGCAGAAGUUCAGCUCCAAUGUCAUUGAGAAAUGCCUGCGUACCGCUGACAGCGACACCAAGCGUCGCAUGAUUGAGGAGAUGCUCAUUGGCAACGAGCUCGAAAAGAUGCUUCGCGACGCGUUUGCAAACUACGUUGUCCAGACUGCUUUGGAGUUUGCGGAUCCCCAAACCAAGAUGCGUCUGGUCGAUGCUGUUCGUCCUAUCCUGCCAAUGAUCAAGCAGACUCCCCAUGGACGUCGCAUUGCCGGCAAGAUUCUUGGUAACGAAGCCCCGCGUUCCGCACCUGCCGCCAACGACAAUAUCCUGGCCAGUUUCAAUGCUGGUCGCGCCAACAAUCGUCGCAAUGUCCAGAUUGUUGGUGGUGGCUUCAAUACCAUGCGAACUGCCAAUGCCUACGGAGCAAACGACAUGACCAACGAGAACAUGACUUCUAAUGGCAACGCCUACAACAUGAUGCCAGGUCACGACUCGAACACCAACAUGUACAAUGCUCGCAAUUACGCCAACGAAAUCGGACAGGCCGGCUAUCCUAGCUUCAUGAACGGGGCAGUUGGUGGUUCCAACAAUGUCCUCUGA